This is a messenger RNA of Rodentolepis nana, 1770 nucleotides long. NCBI's taxonomy places the organism in Eukaryota, Metazoa, Platyhelminthes, Cestoda, Cyclophyllidea, Hymenolepididae. The record is from the annotation of a GenBank genome assembly.
AUGUCUAGACAAGUUAUCAAUCGACCAGUUUAUAUCGUUAAACGUGCUCCUCCAUCACAACCGAAUCUUCUUCCUGUGAGGAGCCUACCAAAUCAAGCGCUGAAUCACCAAACUAAUGGUGUUGUUGGAACUCAAGCUCCAGGAGGUAAGAAUCUAUUUCCUGCCAUGUUAUCUCAUAUUUGCCCUAUUAUUGUAGAGCCUUCUGCCGCACAAGCAAGUGGAAGUGCUAUUUCUUUGGCAAAAUUUCUCAAUCACAUUUUGACCAGUAGGAAGGCAGCCACUGGUGAACGUGCACAAGUCACACAAUUGGUUCAAGACCUUAUUGUUUCUUGUGAUGUCUUCCUUGUCCAAUUGUAUUCGCACUUGAAAACCUCAGGGAGACAAGAUGUGGACAAUUUAUUCUACACUGGUCUCCCUAAACUUCGAAUGAACUUAAUUAAUGGGACUGCGGCGAUUCCUAACAUCAGACCUCCUAAUCCAAGUGUGCUUGUGGGAGCCUCAACUAUAACCACUGCCGCCACAGUGGUGGCAACAUCUACAGUGUCGCAAGCUCGACGUGCAAUAAUUCAUACUCCGUCUCAGUCCUCUGCUUCUCACAAUCUUCCUCCACCUUCACCUGUUGUUGUGGGUAAUCUUCCCCCCAAUUCCACUUUUCAACUCUCCACUUCCUCUAAACCUAUCCGUCCUGCUCCCUUACGGCCUAUCACUCCACGUUUGCAUACUUCUCUUUUCUCUCCACGUGCUGCAGUCACCAAUUCACCUACUCCUAUCCGACUUCUACUGCCAGUGUCUACAAUAACUAACACCACUCGUCUACAACUCCGUCAUAAGCCUCCUACAAAUCACUCCACUGCUCUAUUUCGAAGUGAGUCUGGCACAACCCUCAUUGCUCCCAAUCCUCCUACUAUCCUACUACCUCUGGGCACUAAAUUGCGUACGCUUAUCCCCUCCCCUCUGCCUCCUUCAACUCCCUCUAUUACCUCUUCAUCAGCAGAACCGGCGCCGAACUCUACUCUCACUCCUCCCGCUUCCUCCUUCUUGUCUCCUCAUACUACUGUGUCCUCCACGACAAACGUGUCUUCUUCUUCUUCUUCUUCUUCCAAAUCAAUGUCCUCACCUCAACCAACUGCUUGCAGUCAACUAGAUCAACCUUUCUUCCCUGUCUCUCAGAUUCGACUCUUUCUUGCUUCCAAGUUGCCACCUAACGAGGUGGCUUCCCUCACGGAGGAUUCGUUGAAUUGCAUGGCGCAUGGCUUAAACACUCUUCUCAGGAGCUUACUCACUCGUAUCUCUCUCGUAGCUGGCCAUAAGGCGACCAAAUUUGCCGAUGAUCCUCAUUUGGAGCAAGUAGAUCAUGCGAGGGAGCAAAUUGGUAUUUUACAGAAGAUGCAUGAGUUCGAUCAGGAGAAACGGUGUGAGCUCCAAACGGAGUUUAUUCACGAGGCUGCAAAGGCAAGUUGUGUAUUUUUUUCACUUAAAAUUAAUAAAGAUACUCGAAAACGCAAUGGGAAUGGGGAAGAGGCCAAAAUACGAGAGAUGGCAAUUCAGUUAAAAAAGGAGAAGGACGAGCGUGAACGUCAAGAGCAGGCCAACUUGACAGCUCUUUCAGCUAUUGGCACUUUGCCUAACAAGCGACCCCGUCUCUCGAUGAAUCUGCCAAGCAGUGAACAAACCAUAAUCACGACUGGUGGCAAUCUCAGCAGCAAUCUCAACUCAUCUACCAACGCUGCUACAGCUAUAAAUGAAAAUAUCAUAAAUCCUGCCAUUUGA